Linum trigynum is the source of this 300-nucleotide messenger RNA. Lineage: Eukaryota; Viridiplantae; Streptophyta; Magnoliopsida; Malpighiales; Linaceae. The record is from the annotation of a GenBank genome assembly.
AUGAACAAUACGUUUUCUUAUCUAAACUAUUCUGCAAAUUUUCACUCCAAUAGAGCUGGAGGACAAGAGCAUGGAUCAUCAUCCGUCCUUGUGGGAGGCGACCCAAGGUCCAGUCGCCCGACUCGUCCCUGUGCUGCUCUUUUGCCCUCAAGGAUUGAACCCCGAGACUACUUCGAACAGAGCUUAAACAACCUGAUUGAGGAGAUCACUCAGGACAACCGUCAAGGGCCUCCUCCGGCUCCCGAAUCUGCCAGAGACAAUCCCAAGAGUGGAGAUGGAAACAGCUCACUUGGCUCGUAA